AUGGACCACUCGAUGCAUAUGGCUAUGGGACAUGGUGAUAUGGGGCAUGGCGGUAUGGACCAUGGCGACAUGGAUAUGGGCGGGCAAUGCAAUAUGAACAUGCUGUUCAACUGGUCCUCCGAGAAUCUGUGUAUUAUCUUUCGCAGCUGGCGCAUCACAGGCCCUUUCUCCUUCCUCUUCUCUCUCGUCGCUAUCGUCAUCCUUACUGCAGGCUACGAGGGAGUACGAUCAGUGACUCGGAAGUACGAGGCGGCCCAUACACAGCGACUGGGUGCCUUUGUGGGCAGCUAUGCUAAUACUGGGGACAAUGAGAUCGCCGAUCCUAUCCUUCCGAACGGCCUGGUGGAUGGAAGCCAUCACACUGACAACCAAGGCUCACCACUGCUUGUAGGGAGGGAGAACAGGGCGGCAUUGGCACGCAAGGGGAAGAUUACCUUGGCGGCCUUGUAUGCCAUCCAGGUGUUCUAUAGCUUCUUCAUUAUGCUCCUCUUCAUGACGUAUAAUGGCCCGGUCAUGAUUGCAGUUGCGGUGGGCGCGUUCGUUGGAUACCUGGCUUUCUCCGAGGGUACACCAGCCAGCAAGUCGGUUGCGUGCCAUUGA
Messenger RNA from Penicillium bovifimosum, 600 nucleotides. Its product is annotated as low-affinity Cu transporter. Gene Ontology annotation, cellular component: membrane. The transcript is spliced from 4 exons. The coding region runs from base 1 to 600 and encodes 199 amino acids. The record is from RefSeq and is a predicted model, not a curated record. Lineage: Eukaryota; Fungi; Ascomycota; Eurotiomycetes; Eurotiales; Aspergillaceae. Gene Ontology annotation, molecular function: copper ion transmembrane transporter activity. Gene Ontology annotation, biological process: copper ion transmembrane transport.